Molecule: messenger RNA, 831 nt
Organism: Durusdinium trenchii
Lineage: Eukaryota; Dinophyceae; Suessiales; Symbiodiniaceae
Source: the annotation of a GenBank genome assembly
CCAGCAUGUGUUGCAGAGAAAGGCCAAACGGGAUUCUCAAUUGAUUGCCAACGUGUUGUAGAAAGAUUAGCUCUCCAGCCAGAAGUUUCCCGGCCUUCACACGUGCUUUCGCCAUGCCUUCCCGUUGCCGGCGAUUGAUGGCUAUGCUGGCUUUGGUGGCCCUCGUCGUCCUAGCCUUCGUGGCAGGCGUUGCAGACAGAGGGAAUCAGAAUCUGACUCUCUACUACAAUCCAGGGACUGAGUCGUCAGUUUGUCGAAGGCAGCGCGAAGCGGCUGCGGAAAUGUCGGCGGCCGCGUACCGAAUGCGACAGGCCGCGAGGGAACAGAUGUUAGCGGCAGAGGCCGCGGAGCGAGCGGCAACGGCCAAGCAGAAAGAGUGGGAGGCUAAGCAAGAGCUGGAGGCAAAGAAGCGACAAACAAUGAUAAUACGAAUAGCCCAAGCAGCAGUUGGCCUGGCUGGCUUAAAGGUUUUGACCGCAAUGCGCCAAACCUUCAUCGAGUUUCAGAGGGCACAGAAGCAGGCAUACAUGAACUUCCUAAGGGAACAGAAAAAGAAAGAGGAGAUGGACAAAAAGGAGCUGGACCACAAGGCAGAAAUGUACUGGUGGAAGAAAGCCAACUCUGUCAUUGAGAUGUUCACCAAUGCAAUUUGCAAACUUGUUUCAUUGGCGGUUCUUGUUUACGUGGCUUGCCGUCAUUUCUGUUCCAGUGUCCACAAUCAAAAUCAUCAGAAUGCCAUAGUGGAUCAACAGGGUCGCUUGGCUUUGCCUUAUUAGUAGCAUGACAUGACAGAGCUUAAGAUCCCUCUCACGAAUGAAUGUUCACUCAAAC